Penicillium concentricum is the source of this 1008-nucleotide messenger RNA. Its product is annotated as quinone oxidoreductase family protein. Lineage: Eukaryota; Fungi; Ascomycota; Eurotiomycetes; Eurotiales; Aspergillaceae. Gene Ontology annotation, biological process: cellular response to oxidative stress. Gene Ontology annotation, molecular function: quinone reductase (NADPH) activity; zinc ion binding. Gene Ontology annotation, cellular component: cytoplasm. The transcript is spliced from 3 exons. The record is from RefSeq and is a predicted model, not a curated record. The annotation marks the transcript as partial.
AUCUUCACCAUGACGACCCCUACCCAUAUGAAGGCGACCAUUUUAUCCAAGAUCGGCGGACCUGAGGGUUUCGAAUUCUCAGAUGAUGUGCCAGUUCCCGAACUGAAGGAUGGCUUCGUCAUUGUGAGAAACACGUUUGCCAGCAUAAAGUUUGCCGACGUGUAUUUUCGAACCGGUAUCUACCCCAGCUCCCAAGGGUCGAAUGUGAUCCUAGGCCAAGAGGCUUCUGGGUUUGUGGAGGCAGCGCCAGAGGGCAACCCAUUCGGUAUCCAAAAGGGCGACCGUGUGGUAUGGAUCUUUCAAGGUGGUUAUGCACAGUACACGGCAGUUCCGAUCACCCAAGUUAUCAAGGUUCCAUCAGGCAUCGCGGAUGAGGACGCAGCGGGUGUGUUUUUGGCUGGUAUGACAGCGUUGGCGCUGAUCAACGAGGGUUUUAAGGUCAAAGCUGGUGACAGUGUCCUUGUUCAUGCAGCCGCAGGAGGGGUGGGUCUGUUGCUUUGCCAGGCUCUUCGUGAACGGGGCGCGGUGGUAAUUGGAACUGCCGGAGGACGGGAGAAAUGUGACCUGGCACUGAAAUAUGGCGCAAGUCAUAUGAUUGACUAUCGGAUGGAGGUGGACUGGGCCCAGAAGGUGCGAGAGUUGACAAACGGGGAAGGUGUUGAUGUGGUGUACGAUGGCGUUGGUAAGGAUACCUGGGAGGGCAGCCUUGCUGCAGUCAAGACAUUUGGCAAAGUUGUUUUCAUUGGUAGUGCUAGUGGUCCAGUACCGCCAUUUUCCCUUGACAGAUUGACUACAAAGAACAUCUCUGUCAUGCGACCCACCUUGCGAAACUAUAUAGCUACAAGGGAAAGACUCGAGCGAUAUGGAAAUGAGGCCCUUGAUAUGGUGAGGACUGGAAAGUGGAACGUCCAAAAGCAUGGCCACUACUAUUCUUUGGAGGAAGUAGAACAGGCCCAUAAAGACUUGGAAACCCGAGUUACCACGGGGAAAGUCUUGAUUAGACUCUAG